CACGAGGAUAGUGGCACUUCUCCUCCUCCUCCUCCUUUCUAUGGCGGUGGGAACAAACCCUAAUGCAAUCCUCACCCUACUACGGUGGGAGCCUAUCCUAACCCUAACCCUAACCUAAUCUCUCACCUUCUUCUUCUUCUCUAAUCCCCAUGGAGCUUUCCCGAGAAAACCCUAGACCCCUCGCCUUCCCGGCCACCAAGCCCAUGCCGGACCUCGCCCCCAAGCCGCCGCUUCCUCCUCCGACGACGACUGCGAUCAUCGACCGGUACAAGGCGCUGCUCAAGCAGCGCGACGACGACCUCCGAGUCACCCCCGACGACGACGUGUCGCCGCCGAGCACGGAGGAGAUUGUGCAGCUCUACGAGAUGUUGUUGUCGGAGUUGAUUUUCAAUUCGAAGCCGAUUAUUACUGAUCUGACUAUCAUCGCCGGCGAGCAGCGGGACCACGGCAAGGGCAUCGCCGACGCCAUAUGCGCCCGGAUUCUCGAGGUCCCGGUUGAGCACAAGCUGCCGUCAUUAUAUCUUUUAGACAGUAUUGUAAAGAACAUUGGCCGAGACUAUGUCAGAUACUUCUCUUCCCGUCUACCUGAGGUAUUUUGUGAGGCGUAUAGGCAAGUGCACCCCAACCAGCAUUCUUCCAUGCGCCACCUCUUUGGCACGUGGUCGACAGUGUUCCCACCUUCAGUCCUUCACAGGAUUGAAGCGCAGCUGCAGUUUUCUCCACAAGUAAACCAGCAAUCAUCAGGUGUACCUCCUUUGAGAGCGUCUGAAUCUCCUCGGCCAGCUCAUGGCAUCCAUGUCAAUCCUAAAUAUCUUCGUCAGUUGGAGACCUCAAAGGUGGAUAAUCAGGUUGGACCCCAAAGAUUAAGCCCAGAUUUUCCUGUUGGGUCCAAUCAGAUGCAGCCAUCUUCAGCUGUCAAACUUGCAAGAUCUUCAUCACCUUCAAAUAUUGGCGUUGAUGAAUAUGAAGUAGAAAAUUCUCCUAAAAGAUUUGGGGACCGGGCCUCUCCAUCUAAUUCUGUGUAUGAUUAUAGAGCAAUCAGGGAUGAGGGGCCAGUUGAAAGGCGGAGAAAACAUUAUCUCAAUGGUAGUCAGAACAGGUUAAAUAAUGGACCGGAACAUCAAAGACCAAGAGCUUUGAUUGAUGCAUAUGGAAAAGACAGUGGGGAUAGAAGUUUAAAUGAUAAUCCUUUGCAUCUUGGGCGAUUCGGUGUAAAUGGUCUAGAUCACAAAGCAACUUCAAUGUCAUGGCAGAAUACUGAGGAGGAUGAGUUUGAUUGGAAAUCCGUUGGCCCCUCUAUAACCAAGAACAGUAGGAGUGAUGAUUUUUUUCCUUCAAAUGUACCGCCUUCUAGAAGCUACAGAGCCAGGCCUAGCCUCGGAACACUGAAUACAAGCUCGUUAGAUUCAGAUAUGGGGACUAACUGGUCUACGCAGGCAUACCUACCUUCCGACCAAUCCUCUGUAGUUGCUGAAGAUCCGGUUCCCCAGCUUUCUUUCAGUCGUGGAUUCACUGGUAGGUUCCAGUCUGAGAUAACCCAUAAUCAGGGUUCUCGGCACCCUCAAGAACCUUGGAAUAUGCCUUUCCAUACCUCUCAGCCUUCACAGAAUCUUCUGAAAGAAAUAGGUAGGAAUUUCCAGAUGCCUGGUAUAUCUUUAGGUGGUGAGAAAGCGUCUAUUGAUGUUGAUGUGCGACAUCUCGAGCCAGCAUCAAGAAUGGGGUCUGGUGCUGACUUUGUUAAUGCCGACUCUCGGUUAGCUAUACCAGUGUCAGUGUGUUUAAGGCCUCCAGUAAACAUGCACAAUUCUCAACCCCCGCCUGUGCAUCCAGUUUUCCCGUUGCCGAACCAGAGGGGUCAAUAUGGUUUUAUUAAUUCUGUCAAUACUGCUAAAAAUCAAGGUCCAUAUAAGGCUAUGUAUAUGCCUGAGAAGCAGUUGGAUGCUUAUGAAAACAAGGAGUUAGGGCUGGCAAAACUAAGUCAAUUGACUAGUCAGAGUGCCAGACUCAUACCUAACCAGCGAAACCAGGAUCAGGCCAGUCCUUUUCAACCACAAUAUCAUCCACAUCAGGAGCCUCCUUAUUCAGUUAUACCACGCGGAUUCACUUUGCAAGGGCACGGUGGGACUGGUCUGGCAAAUCCUUUACCUCGUCCACAGUUGGGCUUACCAACUCACUAUACCCCAAAUGCUUUGCAACAUUUGCGAGGGGACUCCUUGCCACCUCUACCACCUGGCCCCCCUCCACCCAUGCAAGGUGUAUUUCCUGGUCAAAAGGCUGGUCCAGUAGUCUCCAGCAACCAGCAGGGGAGUUCAUAUACUGGUUUGAUUAGUUCUCUCAUGGCCCAAGGUGUGAUCUCAUUGACAAAUCAAAGUGCACUGCAGGAUUCUGUAGGAGUUGAGUUUAAUGCCGAUCUUCUCAAGGUGCGUCAUGAAUCUGCAAUAACUUCUCUGUAUUCUGAUCUCCCAAGACAAUGCACAACGUGUGGUCUCCGAUUCAAGUGCCAAGAAGAGCAUAGUAGUCAUAUGGAUUGGCAUGUGACGAAAAACAGGAUGUCCAAAAACCGUAAACAGAAGCUCUCUCGUAAAUGGUUUGUAACUACAAGCAUGUGGCUCAGUGGUGCAGAGGCUUUGGGAACAGAUGCAGUUCCUGGCUUUUUGCCUGCUGACACCAUUGCGGAAAAGAAGAGUGAUGAAGAAAUGGCUGUUCCUGCUGAUGAGGAUCAGAAUUCGUGUGCAUUAUGUGGAGAGGCUUUUGAAGAUUUUUAUAGUGAUGAGACAGAGGAGUGGAUGUAUAAAGGUGCUGUGUACUUGAAUGCACCUCACGGGUCAACACCAGACAUGGAUAGGUCACAAUUAGGUCCAAUAGUGCAUGCCAAAUGCAGGCCGGAGUCCACUGAUGUAUCCCCUGGAAGUUUUGGACAAUAUGAAGGGGGAACUAUUGAAGAGGGUAGUCAAAGAAAACGUUUGCGGAGUUAGCAUAGUUAGGAGGACUCCCAUGUCUACUGUAACUUAAUACAAGUUCCUUCAUUCUUAUGGUACUCUCUUCAACUAUUUUUACAGUAUUGUUGGAGUAGCAGCAUAUUGGCUUCAAGCUAGCUUGUACAUGUAUAGUAGAACUUGUACCAUGGACAGUAUCUUGCGGCAGAGGUCACAUUUCUCUGGCCUUUUUAUUAACUGGCUGUCUCUUUACUGUCUAAAGAUCCAGACUGAAAAUAAAAAUCCUUAGUUGUUGUCUUUA
This is a messenger RNA of Argentina anserina (silverweed cinquefoil), 3237 nucleotides long. RefSeq names its product polyadenylation and cleavage factor homolog 4. Gene Ontology annotation, cellular component: mRNA cleavage factor complex; cytoplasm. Gene Ontology annotation, molecular function: mRNA binding; RNA polymerase II complex binding. Gene Ontology annotation, biological process: termination of RNA polymerase II transcription. The transcript has 7 exons. The coding region runs from base 150 to 2975 and encodes 941 amino acids. NCBI's taxonomy places the organism in Eukaryota, Viridiplantae, Streptophyta, Magnoliopsida, Rosales, Rosaceae. The record is from RefSeq and is a predicted model, not a curated record.